Microthlaspi erraticum is the source of this 1581-nucleotide messenger RNA. The record is from the annotation of a GenBank genome assembly. Lineage: Eukaryota; Viridiplantae; Streptophyta; Magnoliopsida; Brassicales; Brassicaceae.
AUGGAUGGAUCAGUGACGUCGCUUGCUCCUGGGUUUCGUUUUCACCCAACGGACGAAGAACUCGUCCGUUACUACCUGAAACGCAAGAUCUGCAAUAAACCCUUCAAAUUCGAUGCUAUCUCUGUUACCGAUGUCUACAAAUCCGAGCCGUGGGAUCUCCCUGACAAGUCGAAGCUGAAAAGCAGAGACUUGGAGUGGUACUUCUUCAGUGUGCUUGACAAGAAGUAUUCAAACGGAUCGAAGACGAACCGCGCGACCGAGAACGGAUACUGGAAGACGACAGGGAAAGAUCGAGAGAUUCGUAAUGGGUCAAGAGUCGUAGGGAUGAAGAAGACUCUCGUUUACCACAGAGGUCGAGCUCCACGUGGCGAAAGAACCAACUGGGUUAUGCAUGAGUAUCGUUUGCUCGACCAAGACCUCGAAAAGACCCGUGUUCAACAAGAUGCGUAUGUGCUUUGUAGGAUAUUCCAGAAGAGUGGCUCAGGUCCUAAAAAUGGAGAGCAGUACGGUGCUCCGUUUGUGGAGGAGGAGUGGGAAGAGGAGGACGAUAUUAGCUUCGUACCUGAUCAAGAUCUUGGAUGUGAAGAUCAUGUUUAUUUCGAUAUUGAUGACAUUGAUGAUCAGAAGCCUGAGAGUCUUGUGGUCUAUGAUGCCAUUCCUAUUCCGGUGAACUUUUAUCACGGGGAAGCCAGCAAUAAUAUUGAAACAAACUACUCAGACUCUAGGAACUAUGAGGAAGAUCAGAAGCCUAUCAUCCGUGAUGAUGCAUUGUUUCAAGAUGAAGAAAAUGGUUGUGGUGUGAAGGAAGAGAGCAGGACCAAUUUACAAUUUUCUGACAACAUAUUUGAGACUGGUUUUCCUGUUGAGAGAAACUACUUUAGCGGUGAGGCGUUUCUGGAUCAGAACAGUAAUUUUGUGCAGAACGAUGGUUUGUAUCUCGAAACGAAUGAUCUCAGCAAUGCUCAGCAAGAUAGUUUCGACUUUGAAGAUUAUCUUACCUUCUUUGAUGAGGGAGAUGAGGAUGCUCAAAACUUGACUUUUGAUCCUUCUCUCUUUAUGGGGACUGAAGAUGUUAUUACUGAUCAAGAAGAGCUAUUUCUUAAGGCUGAGACUGAGGAAUUGGAGAAAGGGGAGACUUCAGGAGGCAAACAAGUGGUGGAAGAAAAGGAAACGGAUGAAGCAUCUUGUUCUACUAAACAAGUUGAUGCAGAUGCAACAGAGUUUGAGCCAGAUAACAAGUACCCGUUCCUCAAGAAGGCGAGCCAUAUGUUAGGUGCUAUUCCGGCUCCGGCUGCGUUUGCUUCUGAGUUCCCCACUAAAGAUGCAGCUAUACGUUUCCACGCAGCACGACCUUCAGGUUCGGUUCAUGUAACAGCUGGUAUGAUCACAAUAUCUGACGGCAACAUGGGCUGGUCAUACGGCAAAAACGAGAGCCUUGACUUAAUCCUUUCUUUUGGGUUGGUCCAAGGGAAUGAGAAACCAGGAAAUAGUUUAACAAGGACAAUGUUAAUGUUCAUGUGUUUAUGGGUCCUCUUACUCUCAGUUAGUUUCAAAGUAAGCACUUUGGUCUCUUCCCGAUGA